Dicentrarchus labrax (European seabass) is the source of this 1417-nucleotide messenger RNA. Its product is annotated as protein NLRC3-like. NCBI's taxonomy places the organism in Eukaryota, Metazoa, Chordata, Actinopteri, Moronidae. The transcript is spliced from 2 exons. Bases 125 to 1402 code for a protein of 425 amino acids. The record is from RefSeq and is a predicted model, not a curated record.
UGUCACUGUCGUGAAGAACGAGCUGCAGAAGAUCCAGAAGGUUCUGAGUUCAGAUUACCCAGAAUGCUUAGAGAGUCAGAGGGAGGAUGAGGAAGUGUUGGACGGUGAGGAUGAAGAGCAGAGGAUGAGAAGCAGAGAGGCAUUUCUGAAGAUCACACUGCACUUCCUGAGGAGAAUGAAGCAGGAGGAGCUGGCUGACCGUUUGCAGAGCAGAAGUCAUUCUGGAGUUUGUCAGCGUGAACUUAAAUCCAACCUGAAGAAGAAGUUCCGGUGUGUGUUUGAGGGGAUUGCUAAAGCAGGAAAUCCAACCCUUCUGAACCAGAUCUACACAGAGCUCUACAUCACAGAGGGAGGGACUGCAGAGGUCAACGAUGAACAUGAGGUCAGACAGAUUGAAACAGCAUCCAGGAAACCAGACAGACCAGAAACAACAAUCAGACAAGAAGACAUCUUUAAACCCUCACCUGGAAGAGAUGAACCAAUCAGAACAGUGAUGGCAAAGGGAGUGCCUGGCAUUGGGAAAACAGUCUUAACACAGAAGUUCAAUCUGGACUGGGCUGAAGACAAAGCCAACCAGGACAUACAGUUCACAUUUCCAUUCACUUUCAGAGAGCUGAAUGUGCUGAAAGAGAAAAAGUACAGCUUGGUGGAACUUGUUCAUCACUUCUUUACUGAAACCAAAGAAGCAGGAAUCUGCAGGUUUGAAGAGUUCCAGGUUGUGUUCAUCUUUGACGGUCUGGAUGAGUGUCGACUUCCUCUGGACUUCCACAACACUGAGAUCCUGACUGAUGUUACACAGUCCACCUCAGUGGAUGUGCUGCUGACAAAUCUCAUCAGGGGGAAACUGCUUCCCUGUGCUCACCACUGGAUAACCACACGACCUGCAGCAGCCAAUCAGAUCCCUCCUGAGUGUGUUUACAUGGUGACAGAGGUCAGAGGGUUCACUGACCCACAGAAGGAGGAGUACUUCAAGAAGAGGUUCAGACAUGAGAAGCAGGCCAGCAGAGUCAUCUCCCACAUCAAGACCUCACGAAGCGUCCACAUCAUGUGCCACAUCCCAGUCUUCUGCUGGAUCUCUGCUACAGUUCUGGAGGAUGUGUUGAAGAAAGGAAAGAGAGGAGAGCUGCCCAAGACCCUGACUGAGAUGUACAUCCAAUUCCUGGUGGUUCAGUCCAAACUGAAGAAUGUCAAGUAUGACGGAAGAGCUGAGACAUAUCCACACUGGAAUAAAAAGAGCAGGAAGAUGAUUGAGUCUCUGGGAAAACUGGCUUUUGAGCAGCUGCAGAAAGGAAACCUGAUCUUCUAUGAAUCAGACCUGAAAGAGUGUGGCAUCGAUAUCAGAGCAGCCUCAGUGUACUCAGGAGUGUUCACCAGUGGUGUGCACAGACUUUUUGAAGGGUAGGGGCGGAAAGAAAAA